Miscanthus lutarioriparius is the source of this 1992-nucleotide messenger RNA. Lineage: Eukaryota; Viridiplantae; Streptophyta; Magnoliopsida; Poales; Poaceae. The record is from the annotation of a GenBank genome assembly.
AUGGUGCUCCAAACAAGAAAUCGAAGUUUCCUGCAAGCCUUCUUACUUCUGCUGCUCUGCACAUCCACAUCCCAUGGUACCGAGCAAGAAGCAGGCUCACUUCUCCGGUGGAAAUCUACGUUGUUGCUGGCCAACGGCGGGGACGAGCCAUCAUCCCCUCUGCUCUCAUGGCUGGCUACCAAGCGGACGUGCUCCUGGCGCAGCAUUAUGUGUGACGCUACAGGCCGUGUCGCCGAGCUGAGCCUUCCCAGCGCUGGCCUCCAUGGCACGCUCAGUGCCUUAGGCUUGGCUGCAUUCUCGGCGCUCACUAAGCUUGACCUCCGCAACAACAUCUGUGGCAGCAUCCCAGCAAACAUCUCCAGCCUGACGUACCUUGACCUGUCGCAGAACAGCUUGUCCGGGGAGCUACCGGACACCCUACCGUCGACGAGCCAAAGGAUGAGGUACCUCAACCUGUCCGCCAAUGGAUUAAACAAGCUCACUGGGGUCAUUCCUCCGGAUCUGUUCAUGAAUUGGCCAGAGAUCACAUCGUUCUACGCACAGAACAAUUCCCUCGCUGGAAGCAUCCCUCCAGAGAUCAGCAACGUAUCCAAACUACAGACCUUGUUUCUCCACCGCAACAACUUAUAUGGUAAAAUCACAGUGGAGAUUGGAAGAGUAGCAAGUUUGUGGCGUUUCAUGUUGUCAUGUAAUUCCUUCACUGGACCGAUUCCGCAUUCAGUUGGAAAUCUAACAAGUCUUGUGCUUCUGGGAAUCUUCUGCAACAACCUCAUUGGGAAAAUACCGCUAGAAAUCGCCAAUUUGACGGCACUGGAGUCCCUUGAUCUUGACACCAAUCAGCUAGAGGGUGAGGUGCCCCAAGCCCUCUCAGCCCUCCAGAGCCUUGAAUUCCUCGACAUUAGCAACAAUAAGUUCUCUGAUGUAAUACCAUACCUCAACACCAGGAAGUUGCUUGCCAUCAGCUUAGCAAACAAUAGCUUCACUGGAGUAUUUCCUAUAGUGCUUUGUCAACAGUCGUGUCUUCAAAUCUUGGACCUAUCAAACAACAAGUUAUAUGGCAAACUCCCCCGCUGCUUGCGGAACAUGCAGGAUCUACUGUUCAUUGAUUUGUCAAGCAAUGCCUUCUCUGGGAAUGUCCAAAUGUCAAAGAACUUCAAUUUAUCACUAGAAUCAGUGCACCUAGCGAAUAACGGUCUCAAUGGAGGAUUCGCACAUGUCCUUAAGCGAUGCAGAAGGCUGCUGAUUCUGGAUCUUGGUGAGAACAAGUUUUCUGAUACAAUUCCUUCAUGGAUAGGAUUUAGCAAUCCCUUGCUAAGGGUGCUCAUAUUACGGUCAAACAUGCUCCAUGGGAGUAUUCCUUGGCAGCUAUCACAGCUCUCUUUCCUCCAGCUGCUUGAUCUAUCAGGCAACAGUUUUAUAGGUAUUGAUUUGUCAAGUAACUAUCUCUCUGGUGACAUUCCUCCUGAGUUUACAAAGUUUGUGGGUCUCAGGUUCCUAAACCUGUCAAGAAAUCAUCUAUCUGGCGGUAUUCCUAAAGACAUUGGUAACUUGGUGAUUUUGGAGACCCUUGACCUAUCUUUGAAUGAACUCUAUGGCUCUAUUCCUUCAGGCAUCUCAGAAUUGAUGUCCCUUAAUUUGCUAAACCUUUCCAACAACCAUCUGUCAGGGGGGGCUGGAGCACGGGUAGCCCCCCCGCUGGCUUCGUCGCUGCUUGUGGACCCGUCAAUUUACAGCAACAACUUUGGGCUCUGUGGUUUCCCACUGGACAUAGCAUGUUCAGAUGGUUCAAACUCUACAGCAGCACUGUUUGGACACAGCCAUGCCCAAGAGAUUGAAGCCCUAAUCUGGUAUUACUCUGUAUUAGCUGGGCUGACAUUUGGAUUCUCGUUAUGGUCCGGGCCACUGCUUCUCUUCAAGUCUUGGAGGGUUGCCAUGUUCAGCUGUGUUGACCAUAUACAAGAUAGGGCUGCAAAAUGGAUAUUCGCCAUCUAA